AUGGAACAUGAGAACUUAAAAGAAGAUUCAUCAAAUGAAGAUCAGACAAGGAUUUACAAAAUUUUACUAUUAACAUAUGCAAAAAGAUUAUCAAAAUAUCAAGAUCAAAUAAAAAAUAUUUACUUUUAUAAUAGUAUUAUUUCAAACAUAAAGGAUGGAUCACAUGAUUAUUUGUUAAAUGAACAUGUGACUUCUCAGCAUUAUUUUAUUGAUACACUAGUUAAAUCAAAUGAUAGUCAGGAAUUUUUAAAAAGUAUUCAUUUAAUUGAGGAACAACUAAAUAAGAAGGAAAAUAAGAUAAACGAGCAAAGUUCUGAUUCUUUUGGUAGCAAUAAUAACAAUAAUAAUGGAGAGACAAAUAAUGAUAUGAUAAAUAAUGAAUCGAGUCAAACUGACCAAGUAAAUCGAAGAACACUAUUGAAUAACUACAUAAUGGACGUAAUCGAAAGAUCACACAUAUUUUUAUUAUUAAAAAUUUUAUUUGUUUUAUUUUUAUUUGAAGCUAAUUCGAAGAUGUAUUUUAUUGUUUCUGGCUUGUUUAUUUUAUACAAUAGGGGAUUUUUUGAUGUCCUAGUAAACAAUUUUAGUUUUAUGUCAAAUAAUGAAUCGAUAGAACAAGUUUUAAGAAGAAUAAGAGAAUCAAGAAAUCUAAAUAAUAGCAUGGAAAAUGGAAACAUUGUGGAAAGCUACAACUUAAAUGAAGGUACACAGGAAAGUAAUGAACAGAAUAGUGAACAGAGUAAUGGGAUGAAUAAUGUGCAGAAUAAUGGACCGGAUAAUGAACAAACAAAUCAAAACUGUUUAACUUCACAGGGAUUCAUACAAAAAGGGGAAGAAGGAAAAGAAACACAUGAAAUAAAGAAUGAAAAAACGGCUGAAAAAACGGCUGAAAAAACGAAUGUAAUAAAUGAGUUAUCAACCCGCGUACGAAUGGAAAGUAAUCGUGAAAAUAAUGAUGAUACUAAAGGUGCGGUUGGAGAAUGGAGUAAUGAUGGAAUGUAUGAGAAAAAUGACGAGGAAUUUAUGGAAAAGUUUAAUGAUCAAUUUAAUUUAAAAAUUACUAAUAAAAAUUUGAAAGAGACAAAUGAAAAAACUGGUGUGAGUAUGGAUAACAUGGACAAUCAAAAGAAAAGUUCCUUUUUUUUGUUUAAAAAAAAGAAGCUAGAUGAAGAAAAAAAUGAUGGAAUUGAAUUAAAAGUAAAAAAAAGUUCAUAUGACGAAUUUAAUUCUGCAUUAAAUGUAAAUGAAAAAAAGGAUCAUAAUUUAAAGGAUGAAACUGAUGAUGAAUUCUUUAACGGAAUAGACGUUACUCAUAAUGAUGGUGGUGAUGUUGGGAAUCUUGCAAAUUCAGGUAUUAGAAGAAGAAAUAUUAAUAAUGCAAAUAAUAAAAAUGCUAAUUAUGUAAAUACGACAAAUAACACUAAUGAUAAUGACAAUAAUACAUAUUUUCAUGAUAGUUCAACAACAUUUAAUAAUUUAUUAAAUAAUAGCAUGAGUGAAUUUAUAAAUUCAUAUUGUAAUGACUCCGAAAAGAAUUCAGACACUAGUGAAUCCCGCUUAAGUAAUGAGUCUUGCAAAAAAAAAGAAACGGAUGUUCAAAAUAUUAAAAAUGAAGAGGACAACAAUUCAAGAAUUGCUGCUAGAAGGAAACCGACGAAAUUUGAAAAAUUUAUAUAUCAAUCAGUAGUCAUGUUUUUUAUGACACUUUUGCCAUGGUGGGUGCCCGAUGUAGCUUACUUAGAAGAUUAA
Molecule: messenger RNA, 1749 nt
Organism: Plasmodium malariae
Lineage: Eukaryota; Apicomplexa; Aconoidasida; Haemosporida; Plasmodiidae
Product: conserved Plasmodium protein, unknown function
Exons: 1
Coding region: 1-1749 (582 amino acids)
Source: RefSeq, a predicted model, not a curated record